GCGCCGAGGUUGCUGUGGGGCUCAGGCUCGCCUAUCCCUUAGCAGCGCAAUCUCUGCAACCGCUGCGUUUAAAAGUUUCUGCGCUUUGGGUCAGGAGCGUUGGCUGCGCCGACCCUCCCGGAGGAGGGGUUUCUUACGUCUUAUCUUCCCCUCUACUCCACUCCAAGAUUUGCACUCCUUCCCUCCCGCUUUAUUUUGUUACUUGCUUCUGGGGUUCGGGUUGCAGAGGACCAGCGCUAUGCCCCGGAAGAGUAUAUUGGAGGUGAAGGUGCUGGACGUGCAGAAGCGGCGAAUUCCCAACAAACACUAUGUAUACAUUAUUAAAGUCACCUGGUCCAAUGGUGCCACUGAAGCAAUUUACCGACGGUACAGCAAGUUCUUUGACCUGCAGAUGCAAAUGUUGGACAAAUUCCCAAUGGAAGGAGGACAGAAGGACCCUAAGCAAAGAAUCAUACCCUUUCUGCCAGGCAAGAUCCUCUUCCGCCGAAGCCACAUCCGUGAUGUUGCUAUCAAGCGUCUUAUACCCAUUGAUGAGUACUGCAAGGCUCUGAUUCAGCUGCCACCAUAUAUCUCUCAGUGCGAUGAAGUUCUUCAGUUCUUUGAGACAAGACCAGAAGACUUAAAUCCCCCCAAAGAGGAACCAAUUGGAAAGAAGAGAUCUGGAUUUAUCCAGAGAACGGCUUCUUUCCUUCUGAGAGGUGGAGAUUUGGCAUCUGCGGAUCCCAUGUUCCUGGAGCAAUAUGUGGUGGUGGCAGAUUACCAGAAGCAAGAGAGCUCUGAGAUUAGCUUGUGUGCUGGCCAAGUGGUGGACAUAAUUGAGAAGAACGAAUCUGGCUGGUGGUUUGUGAGCACAUCAGAUGAACAAGGAUGGGUCCCAGCUACAUGCUUAGAAGUUCAGGAUGGAGCCCAGGAUGAAUUUUCAAUGCAACCUGAAGAAGAGGAGAAGUAUAUGGUCAUUUACCCCUACACUGCUCGGGACCAAGAUGAAAUGAACCUGGACAAAGGGGCUGUUGUGGAGGUGAUCCAGAAAAAUCUGGAAGGAUGGUGGAAGAUCAGGUAUCAGGGUCAGGAGGGCUGGGCCCCAGCGUCGUACCUGAAAAAGGGGAGUGGUGACAUGCUUGCUCCAAAACUGGGAUCUGCCACUUCCACCCACUCCUAUGCACUAGACCUGGAUGGAAUCUCCCGGCAGCAGAACUCGACGGGCCGAGACAAGGAUGGGCCGAACAACCAAAGAGAUGGAAGGUUUGAUGGUCGCCCAUUGCCAAAUGUGGAUCUUAGGCGAAAGUCACCAAAGAUGAGACAGAGACCCCCUCCUCGUCGAGAUCUCACAAUACCCCGUGGCCUCAACCUGCCUAAGCCUCCUGUGCCCCCGCAAGUGGAAGAGGAAUAUUACACUAUUGCUGACUUCCAGACUAUUAUCCCAGACGGCAUCAGCUUCCAAGCAGGAAUGAAAGUGGAGGUCAUUGAGAAGAACCUGAGUGGUUGGUGGUACAUCCAGAUAGAGGAGAAGGAAGGCUGGGCACCAGCUACUUUCAUUGACAAGUACAAGAAAACUAGCAAUGCAUCUAGACCUAACUUCUUGGCACCGCUGCCGAAUGAAAUGGCGCAGCUCCGGCUUGGCGACAGUAUGGCAGAGAGCAGCUCUAAUGGAGAAGCCUUUGGACCGUCCAGGCCUCUGCCUGAAGCACCACCCAAUGACAUAGACAGUGCAGGGAAAUGGAAAGCGAAGGAGGUUUCCAAGGGUGCCCUGCCAGAGAGCAGCGAUGCAUCUCUCUCCGUGGGGUACGAGGAGAUUUGUGAUCGGGAUGCCGAAGAGAAGCCAAGCCUCCCUCCGAGGAAGGAAUCCAUAAUUAAAUCCGAAGAGGAGUUGAUAGAAAGGCAGCGGUUGGAACAGAGGCCACCUCCGAAGCCUCCUGGCAUGAUUUUGCCUGCAAUUCCCCCCAAGCAGGCUGUCCCUCCAAGGGACAACAGGAAGCCAGAGCUCAAAACAGAGAAGGGGAAACUGUUCCAGCUGAAAAACGAAAUGGGGCUAGAGUGUGGCCACAAGGUGUCUCCCAAAGAGGUGAAGAAGCCGAACCUUCGGCCCACUGUUAAGCCUGCCAAGCCAAAAGUUGAGCCCCCGGAGGACAAGCCUGAGCUCGGGACCCCGAACCCUUUCCUGAAAUCCAAGCCUCAGGUCAGACCCAAGCCAGCAGCAGCCCCUAGGACAGAUCCCCCUCAGGGAGAUGACAAACUAGACAUUUGCAACCUGAGGAGCAAACUCAGGCCUGCAAAAGCGCAAGAGAAGCCUUCUGAUCAGGACCACACGGCUAGCGAGAGUGCCUUCAGUAACAAUGCACUUCCUGUGGAAUCUUCCGUCCGGUCUCAGGAAAGGUCAGCUGUGGAGAUGAGGCCUCCAUCCAGACCAGACAGCCAAGUCUUCAAGGAGGCUGCUUCAUCCAAAGUUCCUUUUGGCUCCGCAAAGCUGAGUGAGGCCGAUUCCAAGGGUAGCUUUCCAGCUUCCAGGGAGCCACCUCAGCGGCCCGUGGUACCACCCAGGAGGCCGCCGCCUCCCAAGAAAGCCUCCGCACCAUCGCCAGCAUCUUCGUUUGCCCCCUCUCCGGAAAACAAAGCUCCACAGAGGGAAGUGCCUGAACUGAGAGCUGCCUCUGUGCCUGGCAGGCCGAUGCUGGUUCCACCAAAAGCCAAAGGUUUCCUGCCAGCUCCGUGCCAAGAUGAUGCCAAAGCGAAAAGCGGCCUAGGCCCAAAGGGAAUCCCCAAGCCUGCGGAAAGGGAGAGAGGAUCCGUCCCCAUCACCAGUUCAGACGUCUCCAGAGAAGCCCUCUAUGUGGCUGUGGCAGAUUUUGAUGGCGAUGAAGAAACCAGCAGCUUUAAAGAAGGGACCUUGUUUGAAGUCCGAGAGAAGAACAGCAGCGGCUGGUGGUUCUGCAAGGUCCUUGCUGGAGCGCCAUGUUGGGAAGGCUGGAUUCCUUCCAAUUAUCUCAGAAAAAAGCCAUAGGCCCCUCCAUUUGUCUUCAGAUUAAGCAGCAGCUCAACAUUCCCCAUUUUAGUAUCAAAAUAUUUAAUUAGUUUAUUUAUAGUUUUUCAUAAGGCUGGCUCUAUUAUUAUUUUUUUAAGUAUCUGGGAUACCAUACAUUCCAACUUGUGUCAUUUCCAAGAAAGAAUAGCAAGAGAAACAGGCCUUCAUAUUAGUGUAGUUUUGCUACUGUUGCAAAUCUUGGCAGUUCAUUCCCUAAAUACUUUUUAAUAGGUUAAUUCACAGAGACACACACAAUUGAUCCCUUCCCCAGCCUCCAUGUGGUUUAGGUCCACCUGCCCUUCACAGGGCUGGCUGAUUAAAAAAAAGUGUUCUUUAAAAUGGUCUCUCAAGUUGUGGAACACACAGUAGCAAACCAAACGCCUGCGCACACGCACACACGAUAGAAUGUAAGAACCUGGGAGAUUAUUUGUUUUCAGCUUGGUAAGGAAAUGGAAGUGAGUCCCACUAACCAAUGAAUGGAAAUGAGAAAUUGAAAAGCCACUGUUUGUGUGGCGAUUUCCCUUGUUAAAUACUAUGUGCCACAUUUUGCUGUUAUUCAGAUGCUAAUAGGCCUCUGAAUAAGUAAUUUGAUGUUCUAGGAUAUGCCUAGGUGGAAAGGCCUGUCCAAAUAGCUGCUAAGAGAUUCUUUCUAGCCUUGUACCUUUUGCCCCAUAUUUGAGCAAUCCUUCUGCCACUGAAGGUCCCACAUUAAUGCCUCUUUUUAUGUCUGUUGUGCUGACCUCUUUGUAUAGGCUCCCCUCCCAGUAUUAAAGUCUCCUUUUAGUAAAUAAAGCAGAUAUUAUAUUAGGUUA
Molecule: messenger RNA, 3831 nt
Organism: Lacerta agilis (Sand lizard)
Lineage: Eukaryota; Metazoa; Chordata; Lepidosauria; Squamata; Lacertidae
Gene: SH3PXD2B
Product: SH3 and PX domains 2B
Exons: 14
Coding region: 239-2998 (919 amino acids)
Biological process (GO): superoxide anion generation
Cellular component (GO): cytoplasm
Molecular function (GO): protein binding; superoxide-generating NADPH oxidase activator activity; phosphatidylinositol binding
Source: RefSeq, a predicted model, not a curated record